Thamnophis elegans (Western terrestrial garter snake) is the source of this 4283-nucleotide messenger RNA. RefSeq names its product StAR related lipid transfer domain containing 7 (gene STARD7). The transcript has 9 exons. Gene Ontology annotation, molecular function: lipid binding. Lineage: Eukaryota; Metazoa; Chordata; Lepidosauria; Squamata; Natricidae. Bases 226 to 1485 code for a protein of 419 amino acids. The record is from RefSeq and is a predicted model, not a curated record.
CUGGGCGCGCGGGGUGCGGCCUAGGCCAGUGGAGGCCGCUUUCUUGAGGGCUUCUCCUCAAGCCAGGAGGGGAAAGCGAGGAGAAGGCGCCGCCCCGAGCCGGGCCGCCCGUCUUCGCCCCUCCCCCCCGCCUCCAAACCCUCCGCUCGGGCUGCGCCACCGGCUGGAGGGUUCGCGGGGAGAGGCUUCGUCAGGGCAUUGACUGGUCAGUGAGGCGUGGCAGGAAUGUUCCAUCCACUUCAAUGGAGGUCGCCCUCCAGCUUUUAUUCCCUUUAUGCGAACUCAUCCCGCUUCAUCACCUAUGAAGGGAAACCACGGAAUGGGUGGUGGAACGAGGACUUCCUGAAGGGCAAGUACCAGUGGCUGCUUACGUGGCUUCGGAAAGGCUCUGAGCAAGACCUGGGGCAGAAGAGCCUACUAUCCCUGCUGGCCAAUCAGUGCAGCUAUGUGACCAGCCAGAGAAUCAGGCGUGCUCAGCAAAUCGCUCAGCUGUACAGUAACAUUUACUCCGAGAGGGCGCGCAAGAAUCUCUUCUCUUCCUUGUGGCACCGAUUCCAGGGUCAUCAUGCCAACGCCUGCAAGCUGAUGGCAGCCCUCACCGGAGUGUUCCUGUGGGAAGAGGAGAGGAUCAAGGAAGAAGAGCUGAAGAGGUCUGUGCAAGAAAUGAAACACAUGCAAGAAAUCUCGAGGUUCUUCCCGAGCAGUGUGGAAGAAAAUCAGGAGCUGGAGCCAAGCACCUACCAAAGUGUCUCGUCUGAUCCUGAAGAGCAGAGUUGGGAAAUGGUGGUCAACAAGAAACAGUUCAAACUAUGGAGGCGUCCGGUUGGCGGGGGUCAUGUGUACCAGUAUCGAGUCUUUGGAACAUACACAGAUGUGACACCAAGACAGUUUUUCAAUGUGCAGCUGGAUACGGAAUACCGGAAGAAGUGGGACUCCCUAGUGAUCAAACUGGAAGUGAUUGAGAGAGACCGAGACACGGGCUCAGAGGUGGUGCACUGGGUAACUCACUUUCCGUACCCAAUGUAUUCACGGGAUUACGUUUACGUCCGACGGUAUGAUGUGGACCAAGAGAACAAUCUGAUGGUGCUGGUGUCACGAGCGGUAGAACAUCCAGGCGUUCCCGAAGAUCCUGAAUUCGUCCGGGUCAGAACCUAUGAGUCACAAAUGGUUAUCCAUCCUCACAAAUCAUUUGAUGAGAAUGGCUUUGACUACCUGCUCACCUACAGCGACAACCCACAAACUGUGUUCCCUCGAUACUGUGUCAGCUGGAUGGUUUCCAGUGGCAUGCCGGACUUCUUGGAGAAACUUCACUCGGCAGCGCUGAAGGCAAGGAACAUGGAGAUCGUUUUGAAAGACUAUAUCGCCGCCUCCAAGUCCCGGGACAGCGGGGGCGAGAACAGCAACGGGGAAGAGAAGGCCAGCAUGCCUGCCCAAGACCAUAAGAACGAAGGAGCCCACAGCCCUAUCCAGAUAGACUAUGCUUAAAAGGAGGAGGGGGAGGGCUUGGUUUGCAACAUUGGCAACCCCAUGCCUCUUGCUCCGGGCUGUGAAAAAGGAAAAAGAAAAAAGCCACGGAGAAGAACGUCAUUGGGACCUCGAUCCCCUCGCCCUGCGUCUGUCCUCUUCCUCCCCCUUCUCUGCCACGUCUCCUCCUUGAAGGAAAGAACACCGUCAGCCCUGGGCAACCACUCUCGGCCAUCGUGAAAAACAGUUUUGUGCGGCCACUUCUGUGUCUUGAUCUUAUUUGCUCUUAACCCUGUGGGUGUGGUGGACGGCGGGGGGGGGGGGGGGGUUAGUGGAGAAAAAGCUACGUUCUCGGACGGUCUCAUUUCUUCCUCCCCCAGUACUUGAGGCUCCCCGCAAGCCGUUUGGAGGAGAGGCGGAGUUGAGUUCCCGGGUUUUUGUCUCUUUCGUAGAGAUGAAUCGCGCCCGAGGUGGCUGCAGCCUGGUGCACAACAAGCCACCCAACCGUUUACAGCCUCAUUGCUGGCUCCUGCAACCUAAUGGAGGCUUCAACGCCUCUUAUUUGGCUUCCUCUGCCUGCCCCUCCCCCCCUCUCUAUCUAUCUAUCUAUCUAUCUAUCUAUCUAUCUAUCUAUCUAUCUAUCUAUCUUCUGUUCUGCUUACAGUGGGGCUGCUUCGCUGCCAAAGUGCCUUUGUCUCCCUGCCGAGGCACAAUUGAAUGCCACCUCUUUAGCCACCGGACAUAAGCAGCGGAGCUGUUGAGAGCCCCUUGGUGCUAAGGUCCUGGCUGUGUCCCCCCCCCCCAUCGUGACAUCUCUGUCCACUGAAUGAAGGAAAGGCCAUGUUGCCCCCCGCCCCCCGCAGCUUUACAUCUCUCCCCUUUUACAACUGGCCACCUUGGGGCUUAUUUCCUCAGAUGUGAUUACCGCAUUUUUGGAGUAUAAGACGCACCUCCCCCACUCCCUAAAAGAGGAUGGAAAUAUCCCCGCCCCUGCAUCCUAUUUUUGCGAAAAACAGGCUGUUUUUUGCAAAAACGGAGGUGGUUUUGCCUUCCCCCAGCCCCCAGGAGCACACUGCAGGCUUCAGCAAGGCCGGGGGAAGGCAAAAAUGCCCCUGUUUUGGCAAAAAAUGGCCUGUUUUCCACCUGUUUUUCUCAAAAACAGCAUCUUUGCUUUCACCCAGCCUGUAGAGUGCUCCUGGUGGCCUGGGAGGACAAAACCUUUUUUCCUUACUUACCUCUUCCAAAUCGUGUUGCGUCUUAUAGUCUGAAAAAUACGGUAUCUGUUGAUCUGGUGACGCCAACAAAAAGCGCCUGUCUCCGCAGUCCAAAGGUGCCGUCUCUGAAUUGGGGGCAUAACGGUUUAAAAGCAACAUGCGCCCGUCUUUGUGCACAUUGGUCCGAGGUGCCCCCUUUGCCAGGUUUGAGAUGGAGGGCCCUGCUUGAUUGAUAGGUCAGCUAGCCAGCUUCCUUGGUGGACAGUAUAAGAAAGAGGAAGGGAGGGUAGGAUUUUUUCCCCCUUGGAGGAUUCAGAGCGCUAGAAUGCACGUCGUAAGUAUCCAUGGGACAGGUGAGGAGUCCCCAAACGCCUAUGCCUCUUCGGUGUAAGAUAGAGGUGCUGGGGGGAGGGGGAAGAACAGCCUGCGACGGAGCACUUGGGGCAGGAAAGUGGUUAACCACAAUGCCUGUUCCUUGCUGAAAGGGGUUUGGAGCCUCUUUUGCCAGCCUGGCACCCCGCAGACAUGUUAACCAAGAGAUGGCAGGAAGCAAAACUAGGAAAACUACUCCAGUUUGUGAACCCUUGUUUCAAGUUGAUUUUACUCCCUAAGCUCAAACGUGUGAAUAUCGAGGUGGGGGUCUCCCAACGCUUGGCAGCUUUAAAGGCGCGUGGACUUCAACUCCCAGAAUUCCCCAGCCAGCGAAUUCUGGGAGUCAGAAGUCCACGCCUCUUAAAAGCUGCCCGGUUGGAGACCCCUCUUCUACAAAUGGACUGAAUGUCAAUCAAACCCCCCAAGGGUGCCCUACGAUUGGCCAGUGUGCUACACGCCCUCUCGUGCGCCUUGCUCUCCACAGCUGCUGGGAUCCCAAGUACCCGUGUAAAAGCACGGAUUCCCAUCCGUUUCCCAAGCCCAGGCGUGCCCCUGCAGUGCUUCCCACGAGUGGCGUUUUCCCAAAAUUGGGCGUUUGGCAGCUUCACGGUGCUGAGGCAGAAAGACGUUUGGUCUGCCAGUUCUCCCCAACCCUUAAGAAGUUAAAUACCAUUGCAAAUAUUAUAUAUAUAUAUGCUUCCUUAGAAUUAUUUCUGUGCCAGUAGAGGGGAAAAGGAUAGCCUCCCAUUCUCUUCUGCUUUGUGCAUUUCUGUAUGUGAUCUUCUAAAUCAGGGGUAUCCAAACUUGGGAACUUUGAGACUUGUGGACUUCAACUCCCAAAAUUCCCCAGCCAGCCUGAUCUGAAUUUUUAAAAAAAAUCUAUGAGUGGCAGGAAGCAGAGCUGAUUUCUCAACUUUGGCACUUUUUAAGAUGUGGGGUCUUCAACUCCCACCGUUCCCUAACCUGCACACCGCCUGGGGGACUCUGGGAGUUGAAGUCCCCCUUAUCUGAAAACUGGGUUGAAAAACAUUCUGUUACAGGCUGACCAGCCAUAACUUCUCCAUUCAGGGAUAGUAGGACUUUGGCGUUGGGGAGGAAAUAUUGUAUGUGCAUGGUGAUGUGUUUGUUUCCAGGCACCACCUUAAUAUAACGGCUGAGUGAUUUGUGUUUUUAUUUCUACUAAUGUUUUUAUGAGAACCAAACAUCAAUAAAUGUAACUCAUUGGUGCUCUCA